UUGGUUGGCAAAGGGUGGGGGCGAGAUAGCUGGCCUGUGAUUGGCUGGUGGGGAGGGUGGUGAGUUGGAGGUAAACAAAGUCAAAAUCUGAGGCGUCUGCUGCUGCUUUUUCUGUGUGAAGGAGGAAGUUUUAGCGGCAAUAACUCUCCGCCUGAAGGUGUUGCCAGCCGUCCGUCCGCCUCAGCCAUGCAGGCCAGGAAUGUGGUGAAGGUGGUGGUGGCGGCGGUGGUGGUGAUGGUGGUGGUAACGUGCGCCGCCGCCAAGCCAGCAGACGAAGACAAGAAGAACAGGGUGUACAAUGGCAAACUGAGUGACGAGGAACACUUUAUCCACGAUGAGCACAACCCUGACUAUGACCAUGAGGCCUUCCUGGGCGAGGACGAGGCACGCACUUUUGACCAACUUACCCCCGAGGAGAGCAGAGACAGGCUCAGCAAAAUUGUGGACCGGAUAGAUUCAGACAACAAUGGUGUGGUAACAGAGGAGGAGCUGCAGGCUUGGAUUGAGUACACACAGAAGCGGUACAUCAAUGACGAUGUGAAGCGGCAAUGGAGCACCAACAACCCGGAGAACAGGGAUGUGCUGCACUGGGAGGACUACAAGGCCAGGGUGUAUGGCUUUAUUGACAACAUGGACCAGAAUGAGCUGGACACUGAGGAGGAUGAUGGCAUGAGCUACCAGGAGAUGAUCAAGAGGGACAAGAGGCGGUGGGAGGCAGCAGACCGUGAUGGAGACUCAACACUGACUCUUCAAGAAUUCACUGAUUUCCUUCAUCCUGAGGAAGCAACUCACAUGACUCACAUCGUGGUGCUGGAGACCAUGGAAGACAUUGACAAGGAUAAUGAUGGCAAGAUCUCCCUGGCAGAGUACAUUGGUGACAUGUACAGGGGCGGAGGUGACGACGAGUCAGAGGAGCCGUCAUGGGUGAGCAGUGAGCGGGAACAGUUCACAGAGUUCAGGGACAAAAACCAGGAUGGAUUCAUGGAUGAAGAAGAGGUGCGAGCAUGGAUCAUCCCUUCAGACUACAACCAUGCAGAGGCAGAAGCAAAACACCUGAUAUAUGAGGCUGACAGUGAUGGAGAUGCUGAGUUGACCAAAGACGAAAUACUUGAAAAGUACGAUGUCUUUGUAGGUUCACAGGCGACAGACUUUGGCGAGGCGUUGGUAAGACAUGAUGAAUUUUAGUUCUUCGAAUGCACCUCCUCACCUGAACCACUGGACCUUCCCUCCUUCUUUGACCAAAGAUUCCAAAAGUCCACUACAGGACGUGCAAAUUGCUUGCCAAGAAAAAGAAAAAAAUAAGUAAAUGUCGGUAGAAACUCAAAAUUGCUACCUACUCGAUGUAAAUAACAGCAAGGACCAUUUGGCCAGAUAACUACAGGGAUGCAUAUACUGAAAUGCCAACUGACCUCAUUGUUGCUUUUAGUAGUAAUAAGAUAGGGAAACAGUUGCAAGCCCCUCUUUGCCUCAAGGAUAUCUCCCUUGGUUCUGUCAGUACAUGUUCCUCUCUCGUACAAGAAAAUAUCUCCCCACCUCAUGUAUAGGUAUGGUGUGAAUUCAUCAGUAUUUUGUGCAGGAGUACAGUACAAAAAAUCAAAUUUCAUUACUAAAGAAAUAGCACAGUGUAUGUGUGUUUUAGAUGCAAUUUUUUAGAUGCAAAUGCAAGUCACAACUAAAUUUUGCACAUGAUGAAUUCACACUGUAUUUGAGGAAAUGAGAAUAAUAAAAGGAAACAUUCAGCUGACAUAUAACUUGUGAUACUGUGGAAUAGAAACUGGGAAGCUGGCAGUCCUAUCCACAGCACUACAUUAUUGGGCUACAAGUGACCAAGCAAAGUUACCAGUCUUCUUAUGUUGUUCAUUGUUGAUGUGAGUUCUCAAAUUGUAUUUAGCAGACUACUUUUAUAUGUAUGCAAAUGAUAUACACUUAACUAGGUUAGCCAGUUUUAUUCUAAGGGGAACCAGUCUCUACCUGGAACCCACCUUCUGUGAGAGUUUGAAUGAAGCCACAAAUGUUCAAUUCAGUGUCGGAUGUUAUUUUUUAGAUUAUUGUGAUAGAACAGAUCAAGAAGGAACAGCAAGACUACAUUAUUUAAUUUAUCUUUCUAUCUGUUGUAAACUUAACUGUUAUUUUGAUAUUGUAGCUAUAGAAUGAAGAAUAUUUAUUAUGAGCAAGAGCCUGGUGCUGGUAGGACAGGAUUGCAUUCUUGUCCUUGUGUCUGCCUAACUGUACCACUGCCGUUUCCAUACCACUGAGGGUUGACAUUUGUGUGUGUUUGUGCAUGUGUGUGUGCAAUCGUGUGUGCAUGCAUGCAUAUGUGUAAGAGGCUUUAAAAGUCUGGUGAAGCUGAAAACUGAGGGACAUGCCAAUGGGAGGAAGACAUUACUGGCAUUCACAGGAAAAUAAACCACCUGAAAAGAAUCAAGUUCACAAAUACAUGAGUGAUAAUUAAAAAGAUAAUGAACAAGAAAUGAGUCAAUUUUGGGUUUUGUAUGAGAUAGAGGUGUUUUGCUAAGAAAGUAUUAGUAACAUGAUGUCUCCUCUGUGUGACCUAAAUCAUAGUAUUUUCUCUAUUGCAUUUAAUAUUUGAUUUAUUUUAAACAUGAUUAGUCCUGUAUGAGUGACUUGUCUGUUUCAACUUGCCCAGAAAACAAUACUCAGCAUAAAACGGACAAAGUAUGAAGUGUUUUAUUCUCUGCAGCUGCUACUGAAUUAACCCUGUUGGCUCGCUUAGACUAGUUUUAUAUAACUUACAGUUUUGUAUGGUACCACUUCUGUGUCUUUUGUAAUAAACAGAAAAUUUACAA
Molecule: messenger RNA, 2807 nt
Organism: Scylla paramamosain (green mud crab)
Lineage: Eukaryota; Metazoa; Arthropoda; Malacostraca; Decapoda; Portunidae
Gene: scf
Product: calumenin-B-like
Exons: 7
Coding region: 187-1185 (332 amino acids)
Cellular component (GO): endoplasmic reticulum
Molecular function (GO): calcium ion binding
Source: RefSeq, a predicted model, not a curated record